Messenger RNA from Cadophora gregata, 4109 nucleotides. RefSeq lists its product as uncharacterized. NCBI's taxonomy places the organism in Eukaryota, Fungi, Ascomycota, Leotiomycetes, Helotiales, Ploettnerulaceae. The transcript has 3 exons. The coding region runs from base 958 to 3537 and encodes 859 amino acids. The record is from RefSeq and is a predicted model, not a curated record.
CCGACUUUAGCCUCUCCACAGCAGCCAGCAGACGCGGCGCACAAGGGCGGAUCUCAUCGUUGGCGCUGGCUUGCUGGGUUCGCGAUGCAGCUAGGCAGUAGGCAGGCAGUAAGUCGCGCCAAAGAUUCGCUCCGUACCAAACAAACACCCCAACCCGACGUGGCCCUACACCGUUCCCGUCCCUGAUUUCUCUCCUGCCCUGGACUCCUGGACUCCUGGAGACCUGCAGAAACGCAAGCCCUUGUCGCGAUGCCGCCUUCUAUCGAAUGGUUUGCCCGCUGGUUGCAGGAUUAUGCACCAGGUGCCCAGCCGUCCAAUGGCAAACCGGUUUUCCCCAGAGGCUGAACAUUGAAGCCGCUCGAUCGGGAGGUGCAGCACCGAGAGGGCAAGGCGCAUCUCGAAAUUAAAUCCAUCCAGAUAUGUCGCCGCCGAGGCGACAGAUUGGAUUCCAGAUUUGCGAUCUUUCGGGCUUUCUUCCUCCUCUCUCUCUCUCUCUCUCUCCCCCCCUCUCUCCUUCUCUCUAUUCCUGUUCAAGUCCCUCUUUCGUCGUCCCAAGCCUUGGAGCUUAUCCGCCAGACCUUCCCCUCACCUCAUUCCUGGGACAUUUCGUCACCUUGUUUUCUUUAUACUCAUCACGCGCUUCCACGACUUUAUGACAAUUAAUUCAUAAUAGACGACUCCUCCGAUACUCAGAUCCCACUCCUAUAUCGACCCCAUCCCCCGCCCAUACUCUGACCAGAUCCUACGCAUACAGGACGGGACUUGCUCGACGCCGGAGACACAGGAAGAGAGGCAAACUCAGCUUAUAGGUGCUUUCACCCUCCUUGGACACGACCCCAUCAAAUUUGAGCUCCUCAAUGCUCUCGUUAUGAACACUCAUGGGCUUGCUGGCAGCCGGACGACGAUUCAAUCGAUCAUUGAGAUUGAAAUAGGGCUUGGAACGAGAAAUUCGGACUCAUGUCGGAAUCAGACUCGCCUAGGCGCAUCUUGCACGAGAGGAGCCCUUCCCACAACAACGAACUCGCCAGAAUCCGACUCGUGCCCUCGACUCCUCCGCAACUCCUCGGACGAGAUGGAAUUGACGAGAUCUAUUCACGGACUCCCCUCCCAACUCAUCCAAGUCACUUUCUAGGGCCCGGCAAAGCCAAGGGCAAGGAAAAGACACAGGGGCUGCAACGAGGACUGGGGCUCGGGCAGGGAUCACACACUCCUGCAUUAGACGAGGAGUUUCAACGAACCACCACUGUCCAAGCACAGAGGAGCUUCAGUGGUGCCAGUACCUCUUCUGGCUCAACAACGCAUACACAUCAGCCUCAGAGGCCCAGUUCUGCUACAGGAUCUCCCAGCUCGCGGCCGAAGCCCCCUGCAAAGAAGCGCCUGCACAUUCACAAGGACAACAAGACUUUCUCCCUGCUACAAGACGACCCCCAAUCACCUCAAUCGGUAGACGAUGGCUCGAAAUCGCCUACUUCCCUCUUCUCAGCCAGUCAAAAGUCGUCCGACUCGCUCCCCUUGAAUACCGGUAAUGCAAGAAAUAGAUCUAAUUCCACGAAUUUAUGCGCUCCGGAAGCGUCAUCAGCUGUGAUUCCUGCCACCCCAUCAGCCUCGCAAAGUAAUAAGCAACCUAUAUCUGCAGAUCAUAUAACCAACUCUCCCUGGAACUAUCAGCUCGUUGGCGGUCUUCGAAAGGUGCCCAAAACUCCAGACCUCAAACAGAGAGCCGCUACUUCGUCGGAAAGCCCUCUCCCACCUCUGCCAGAGACAUCAGACGGAACACCUACCGGCUCUGUGUCGCACGAUCUCUCCACUAAACCGUCCUUUGUAUCUACGGAGUCCACCACAACCACCUCGGAGAAUACCAAUUACAAAAUCUACGGUGAAGACUCUGCCACGAACUCUGACGCUGCACCUCCGUCAUCCAGCGGUUCCAACUACCAAGUAAUUGGAGAAUCUUCCCCACCCGAGUCUGUCAUUUACCGUCCACGUACUUCACCGUCAGAAGAAGAACACAGCAACUACGAGUUACACGGAGACCUCUCUCCAGAAAAUUCCUACACCGACCUCAGACACCGGGCAAGAUAUUCACAAGAAUCUCUCGUUGUACCUCCGCUCAAUACCAAACUCUGGAGUCGAAGAUCCAACGAAACCCUAGGAUACUACAAGUCUCGGUCCAGAGAAUCACUUCGAACUGGUUCCCUGACAUCGAUUUCAACCGUACUUAGCCAACAGGAAGCUUUCCGAGCAAUCGUAGGCAGUGGCGCACUCAUACAAUUACCCAUCCUCAAACAGAAACCUAAGGGGUCGAGUUCAUGGGCGGAGCCUCCAAGUCUAAGUUUACACCCACCGCGGUCACACAUGAACGAGCACCCGCAUCAAUGGAGCUCACAGCUGUCAACUGUGCUCUCGGUGUCGGAUGGCGGCACCGAUCGAAACUCCCGCUCGUGGGCAUCGAGCGACAAUGGCAGGAGGAGCAGCGGAUACCCGAGCUCGCAGAGUCGGCACAGCAGGCAGAUGUUGAGCAUCAGUUCUUCCGUCGCUCAAGAGGAACAUUCUUCCCGAUCACGAACCGAUUCGAUCGAAGCUCCAGCCCCAGCGUUUGCGCGGGGUGGACGUCACAAUAGCACUUCUUCGAUCAGGAUGGUUGAGGACCUAGACGAGUAUGGAGAUGGGAUCACGGAUAUGCAGGACUUGCGGGCGAGGCCGUCUCGGACGCGACUAUCCAGCUAUUUCAAUAGUGGAUCUUCGGACAACGGCCGCACGAACACCAUGCGUUCAACCAACAGUUCACGAGCGAACAGCUUGCUCGCUGGAUCCAUACCCACUUGGGCGAAGCUGUACUAUGGAAGUGGAGAAAGGCGAUAUAUAGGUGCGCCAGGAAGUUCCACGGAGGGGACCGACAGCCGCAGUAAUUCUUUCCGAACAGGCUCACCCAACACGGAUCACUUUCCUUUAAGUAUAUACAGUCCGCGGCGGCGACUGCGGGAGAUGAAUGGUCAGUCGACGCGGGGGUCGAUGGAGAUCACUCCGGCGCCUCGAAGGGACGAUGAUGGCCGAUUUAAUACCAAUGACCCAUACUCGAGACGCUUUAGGACAUGGAGCAUGUCGAGCAUCUGGUCACCACACCUACGACUCGAUCGACGGGCUACCCGUCGAAGUGUCUGGGAACCGCCGUCAGUGAACUGGUCUACUGAAGGUGGAUGGUUCGGACGACGGAAUGUACAAAUAGUAAUGUUUAUUGUGGGGUUUAUUUUCCCCUUUUCAUGGAUGAUUGCAGCUCUCCUUCCCCUCCCCCCGCGUCCAUUACGCAACAUGAGCGAGCGGGACAACAGUCGGAGCAACCUGGACAGCUCUUACGACCGCGAGAACCAGCACGAAACGCCGAACGAUUAUACGCGCCAAUUCGGCCCAAUGGACGAGGCACGAUAUGAGAGCGCGAAAUGGUGGCGCAGGUUGAAUCGGUGCAUGUCUUUUGUUGGAGUACUUGUCCUGGCUGCUAUCGCUGUUCUGGUAGUCGUUGGCGUCAAUUCAGGGUGGUGAAAAGCGCCUCCGAUCGUCUACCUCACGCCACAUCACUUCACGAAUUUCAUCCACACUUGUCACAAAUAGACACAUCAUAUUUCCUACAUCACAUAUCAAAAGCGACACUAGAUCUCAUUUACCAUGUUCCAUUUACGGCAAUCACACAUCACUACACAUUUUAUUACCACCUAUUUUACAAUUUCCGAUUUUCUGUACAUUAUACAUACAACACACCUUGGACGAUUGGCACGGGUCAGGUCUAGACGAUUGCAUCACGAAGAUGAACUAUUGCCUACCUCACUUGCCACAACUAAAGAACUGGGAUGGGAAAGGCGGCGGGUUGCGACCAUUAUACCCUCUUGAAUGCGGAACUUUGAAUGUUUUCUGGUUUACGAACUAUGCGAGAUGCGACUGGGUAUUUCUUUCACGCCCGUUGAGGACUUGUUUAGAUAGAGAGGGGAGACGAGAAAUAUGGCGCUUGGUUCAAUUAGUGUAAUCGAGUGCUCUGAAAAGAGCAGGAAUUGGAGGGCGAGGAGAGAGAUAAGAGAGGCAGGGGGAAGGACGAGAACGACAAUGAAUAGAAUAUUUAA